Messenger RNA from Pezoporus flaviventris, 518 nucleotides. It is a transcript of the gene SYCE3, whose product is annotated as synaptonemal complex central element protein 3. Lineage: Eukaryota; Metazoa; Chordata; Aves; Psittaciformes; Psittacidae. Bases 62 to 406 code for a protein of 114 amino acids. The record is from RefSeq and is a predicted model, not a curated record. The transcript is spliced from 3 exons. Gene Ontology annotation, cellular component: central element. Gene Ontology annotation, biological process: spermatogenesis; synaptonemal complex assembly; reciprocal meiotic recombination.
GAUGAAUCGCAUGUAAGAAAAGAAAUUUGACAAAAGCCAUGCCUGCUGCGUGAGGUGUCCAAUGACGCUCCUCUGGCUCAGUCAUAGCUUCAUCCCAUCCACCAGUGGUUUUCAGGAAAGGAAAUUAAAGAUGGCCGAAUCAGAAGUUCAGGAAGGAAACUAUGAUAACAUGGUAAAGAUGAUGGAGGAACUGAAAAGAGAUUUAGAAAAACUCCUGGAUGAAAUGGAAAAACUAACAGUGGGGGCAACCUGGAUGGCAUUUGACAUGGUGGUCAUGCGUACCAACCUCGACCUGGCCAACUCCAUGAAGCGUCUGGAAGAUGCCUUCCUGAAUUGCAAAGAAGAGAUAAAGAAAUGGCAAGAAGUGCUAAUGGAAUUUAAAGGUGAAGAGCAAAAAAAAGAGUAAAUUGAAUUCAGUCAUGCUCAGAGAACUCCAACCCUUGGAAAAUCACUCCAGUCUUAUUUGUGGAAGUUUCACAGAUACUGUGAAAAAUGGAUUGGCUUUUACCUUCCUAAAA